CGGAGUUUGAAAGCGCGGGGACAUGAUGGGGAUUAUGGAAUGAUGACUCUGGGCGGAACUUGUUCUGAAAAAAAAAAAGGAACAUUACCAUGUUCUGUAUAAAAUGCGGAACAUUCUUAUAGAUCACUGAUCCGUAUUUCUUCUCUUCACUCGUUUUCAGCAUCCAACUGCACUCGCUCAACUACCAAUAUGUCCACGACGCGCGCGGCGACGUUCGCACAUCUUGAUGAAGCCCGUCUGGGAUGGUUUCACAUCCGGUCUAUUCUUGUCGCGGGGGCAGGGUUUUUUGGUGAUGCGUACGAUAUCUUCGUGAUUGGGUUGGCGCUACCAAUGAUCUAUCGCGUGUACUAUCCACCUGCGGAUGGAAACAAACUUAAAGGUUCCAGCUUUGGGGCGGACCACCCACACAUUGAUGCUCUUCUCAAGGCAUCUACAAACUGGGGAAACCUCGUUGGACAGCUUAGCUUUGGUUACCUCGGUGACAAACUUGGCCGUAAAAAGGUUUACGGUGUGGAAAUCAUCAUCAUGAUGGUCGCGAUUCUCGGAUCCACUCUCGCUUGUUCCACCGUUCGUGGCAUGGGCGUGCUAACCAUGCUCGGAUUGUGGCGGUUCGUUUUGGGGAUCGGUAUUGGUGGAGAUUAUCCCAUGUCGGCCACCAUCACAUCUGAAUUCGCUCAAGUUCGGUACCGAGGCAUGAUGAUCGCUGCCGUGUUCGCCAUGCAAGGAAUCGGUAUUCUUGUCGGGGGAUUGGUGACGCUGAUUGCUUUGGCGGCCUUCCAGAACUUGAUCCGGGAGGACCCACUGUACCUUGACUAUGUGUGGCGUAUCAUGCUUGGAUUCGGUAUCGUUCCGUGUGUCGCCACAGUUUAUUUCCGUCUCACCAUGCCAGAAACACCUCGGUUCAGUGCGCACGUCAAGGGUGAUCACGAAGCCGCGCAGCGGGACAUUCAAAAGCUGACCCACCCAGAAGCCCAAACCGGCAAGGGCGACGACAUUACGGUCAACCAACCUCUCCAACCUGUAGAACCUGUCCCCACGGAGCGUAAAGUUAAUUUCCAGCAAUACUUUAGCCAACCGAAAAACGCAAAACUGCUUUUCGCAACUGCGUACUGCUGGUUUGCCCUUGAUAUUGCUUGGUACGGUCUUUCCCUCAACCUCCCCGUCGUCCUCGAGCUCAUCGACUACUCUGGUCAUGGAGGCGACCAGUACGAUUCCUUCUGGGCCAAAGCAGUAGGAAACAUUAUUGUGGCUUGUAUGGGUACUGUUCCUGGGUACUGGGUUACAGUGGCCUUGAUUGAAAAAUUGGGCCGCAAGCCGAUCCAAUAUGUGGGCUUUAGUGUCAUUACCAUCAUCCUAGCCAUUCUUGCUGGUGCUUGGGACCAGAUUUUGAAAAAGGGAGAUGACGGACACUACACAAGUUCCUCAAAAGCCAUUUUCUUGACCCUGUAUACCAUCGCCCAAUUCUUUUUCAACUUUGGGCCGAACGAGACGACCUUUAUCUACCCCGCCGAAAUCUUUCCAACCCGCUUCCGUUCCCGAGCUCACGGACUCUCCUCUGCAGCCGGUAAAUGCGGUGCCAUCGUCGGCAUCCAAGCCGUCGGACCCUUCUUUUUUGAUCAUCCCAAGAUUGUCUUGGCGGUGUUUGCGGCAGUCAUGGCUUCCGGAUUCUUUACAACAUUUUUGUUGCCUGAACCCAAGGGAAAGACUUUGGAAGAGUUGACGGAUACGCAUGAUGAUAGUGUACCUGAGGACGAGGUGAUGAAAAUAGAGGUGUAGAUUGAUGGGUAGGGUUGCUCAGUAGAGCGUGUGGUAUUUACCUGCGGAUAGUUACCGUUGCCACCAAGUAUAACUCUUACAUAUUUAGAUUCUUGUGUAGAAAGGAUCUUCAAAACCCCAUUUUGUUGAAACGCUAAUACAUGUGCCUUAUUACAUUUUGAGUAAAAUGCACUUUCAGUCGUUUCAGCAGAGUCUUUUCGGUCAUGCUUUCAUUAUCGAUGAAUGGGUUGGAAUCGUUUACAGUUCACUUGCACAAUACACAAAAACCUCAAAAGUGGCGAGAUGAAAAAAGCACUUAUUAGCCACUGAUUAUCCAUGCACUUGGCUUGCCCUGCC
Spizellomyces punctatus DAOM BR117 is the source of this 2112-nucleotide messenger RNA. Its product is annotated as phosphate:H+ symporter. NCBI's taxonomy places the organism in Eukaryota, Fungi, Chytridiomycota, Chytridiomycetes, Spizellomycetales, Spizellomycetaceae. The transcript has 2 exons. Gene Ontology annotation, cellular component: membrane. The record is from RefSeq and is a predicted model, not a curated record. Gene Ontology annotation, molecular function: transmembrane transporter activity. Gene Ontology annotation, biological process: transmembrane transport. The coding region runs from base 190 to 1776 and encodes 528 amino acids.